Alnus glutinosa is the source of this 1881-nucleotide messenger RNA. Its product is annotated as abscisic acid 8'-hydroxylase 1-like. Lineage: Eukaryota; Viridiplantae; Streptophyta; Magnoliopsida; Fagales; Betulaceae. Gene Ontology annotation, molecular function: monooxygenase activity; oxidoreductase activity, acting on paired donors, with incorporation or reduction of molecular oxygen; heme binding. Bases 74 to 1546 code for a protein of 490 amino acids. The transcript is spliced from 9 exons. Gene Ontology annotation, biological process: brassinosteroid homeostasis; sterol metabolic process; multicellular organism development. The record is from RefSeq and is a predicted model, not a curated record.
GCAUAUUUCACAACCUUGGCAUAUAUCUUAUCUUUCUUCGACCGGUAGAUUGGUUGAAGAAAGCUAGCUAAUAAUGUUCCAUCUUUCUAAGGAAGAGCUACUUUUCCUAGUAUUGAACUGUUAUGAUAUUAUCUCUGUUGCAGUGCUUUGUGUAGGAGCAAUUUUUUUUGUCUCGAAAGCUUGGAGUUGGAGAAGAUUCGUAAGUACUGAGAAGAAAGGUCAUGAGAUCCCUGCAGGCCGGCUGGGGUUGCCUUUUCUUGGUGAAACCUUUUCUUUUCUGUCAGCCACGAACAGUACAAGAGGAUGCUAUGAUUUUGUUAGACUCCGAAGACUAUGGCAUGGAAAGUGUUUUAAGACAAGGAUAUUCGGAAAGAUCCAUGUGUUUGUUCCUAGUACCGAGGGUGCAAGAAGGGUAUUUGCUAAUGAUUUUGUGGAUUUCAACAAGGGGUAUGUGAAAUCAAUGGCAGACGCGGUUGGAGAAAAGAGCUUGCUAUGUGUGCCACAUGAGAGCCACAGAAGGAUUAGGCGUCUUCUAUCCGAUCCUUUCUCCAUGAAAUCUUUGUCGAAGUUUGUCAAGGAGUUCGACAAAAUGCUGCUUGAAAGGCUGAAGAAUUUCGAAGCUGGGAAAAGCUUGGUGGUGCUUGACUUCAGUAUGAAGUUGACAUUUGAUGCAAUGUGCAAAAUGCUUUUGAGCAUCACCGAUGAAUCCCUGCUAGGAGAUAUCGAAAGAGACUGCACAUCUAUUUCCAAUGCUAUGAUUUCCUUUCCCAUCGCGAUUCCUGGCACCAGAUACUACAAAGGCAUCAAGGCACGUAAAAGGCUCAUGGAAACCUUUAGAGAUAUAAUUACAAGACGACGGAGUGGAAAGGAGUCUCCUCCAGACUUCUUGCAGUCCAUGAUACAGAGAGACUCGUAUCCUCCUGACGAAAAGCUCGACGACUCCGAGAUUAUGGAUAACCUAUUGACAUUGAUAGUUGCGGGGCAGACCACCACUGCAGCUGCAAUGAUGUGGAGUGUCAAGUUUCUGGAUGAGAACAAAGAAGCCCAGGACAGGCUCAGGGAAGAACAAUUGUCAAUAUUCAGAAAUAAGCCUGAAGGAGCCUUAGUCACUCUUGAAGAUCUUAACAACAUGUCCUAUGGUUCAAAGGUUGUCAAAGAAACAUUAAGAAUGUCAAAUGUCUUGUUGUGGUUUCCUCGUGUUGCACUUAAUGACUGCACAAUAGCAGGUUUUGAGAUAAAGAAAGGAUGGCACGUAAACAUUGACGCAACUUGUAUACACUAUGACCCAGAUUUGUUCAAGGACCCUAUGCAAUUUAAUCCUUCAAGAUUUGAUGAAAUGCAAAAGCCAUACAGUCAUAUACCUUUUGGGUCAGGACCUAGGACAUGCUUAGGAAUGAAUAUGGCAAAGGUGACAAUGUUGGUCUUUCUACACCGACUGACUAGUGGAUACAAGUGGACUGUUGAUGAUCUAGAUACUUGCCUAGAAAAGAAAGCACAUAUUCCGAGACUCAGAAGUGGGUGUCCCAUAACUUUGGAGCCCUUAUGAGGUGGGAACUAAGCAUAGAUGAGUUCAGUCUUCUGUAUGUUAACAGUGUGAGAAGUUCCUAGCAUGCUUGAAAGACAAAGAGGGGUGGUCUGAAAUAUGUCCAACCUCGUUCAGAUAAUGAAGCAUGUAAUGCCUCUAGUUAUGAACACUCUUCCAGAGAUCAACAACACAACAUAUAGGAACAGAGUGCAGAUUGAAUCCAACAACUAUCAGGCUCCAUUUGCUUUUAAAAUAAAAGCUAGAAAUAUAAUAUGUUUUACUUCUGUGCAGCUCCAUAUCACUGCAUUUAAGAAGGGUUAAGCUAUAUUAAUGAGAAAUUUGCAUAUUGAACAACA